UGGAGAAAUGAUGGCUUCAGAAUCCAAGGAGAAUGAAGCUUUUUAUUUAAUUUAAAACACCAAUCACCUUCGAACCUGAGAAAAAAGUUAGCGGCCAACACUAAGAAAAAUGGACAUCGUUAAUUCAAUGUUGACGUUGCUCUUUAUUGUCAUUUGCUUAGGUACUGUUAUCUGCGAUCGAUCUUUGGGCUCUAUGAUUGGUGGCUUUCAAAAAGAAUGUGAAGAACCAGGUUGCCGUUACACUGGAAAGAUUGUUGGAAGCGUCAGAUUCAAGGAAGAAUAUCUAAAGAUGUUAGACGAUUGCGUUCUGUUGGUGGUUCGGUCCAGAAAUUCAGGAGUAAAAGCAUCAAAAUGGAAUGUUUUGUGUAUGAUGGUUAUCUGCCCAUCUGACAGUUGUAGCCGUCGCCAGUCUGCCUGCAACUGCUCUGGGUUCAACCCAGUCUCCGUUGAAUUCUAUCCAUACCAAGAUUCACAAUAUCGAAUCGAUAUCUUCGCGACUUUAAAGUAUAGUGGACCUGGACAGCCAAUUAGGAACUUUACUUUGAUAAAGGAUUUGUCCAGCAAUAUAUUUGACGCAACCACCAAGCCAGAUAACUGGAAUCCGAUUUUCGUUCAUGGUCCCGAAAAUAUAGAUCUCACUGCUGUUGAAAAGAAAGCUGGUCAAUUCACAAAUGGAAACAGUCCACUUACUGGAGGAACUAACAUCGUUGGUAUAACAACCCUGUUUGCUUACCUCCUACGCAAGAUCAUGUUUGAUGAAUAAGGAUUUGUUUCACAUAAAGGAUAAAGGAACAAUCUUGGCUUUGUUAUGAAACAAAAUGUGACAAUAUGAAACAUUGAUUCAAUUUUAUGCCCAGUGUUUAGCGUUCAAAUAUAAUUUAGGAUAUAUAAUUAGUAUGUAGGCCUAUCUGAGACACUAGAUUGAUUGUUGCUUUAAAGCUACACACUGUUCCACAUCAGAAGAUGUUUUAAACUUAAACAACGGCAGAAUGUGUACUCGUGUUAUAACUUAUAAAUAAUGUACAAUAUAAAUAAACACAAGACACUCAAACCACACAAGCAUUUAAAAACAAGCAGUUAUUUACUUUUUGUUAUGUAAAUUAUUUACAAUAAUCGGGCAUACGUAUGUUAAUUAUCAUUUUUUUUCUGUGAUAGAUUAAUAAUUAUCAAUAAAAGAAUAAUAAA
Molecule: messenger RNA, 1185 nt
Organism: Physella acuta
Lineage: Eukaryota; Metazoa; Mollusca; Gastropoda; Physidae
Source: RefSeq, a predicted model, not a curated record